AGUCUGUCCACACCUCUUACAGAACCGUUUAAAAGCACUGCAGGAAAAACCCACUAACACCAGAUCUACAGUCGAGCAACUGUCUUCUGCAACACGCUGUCAAGGACGACCUGCAUUUACUGAGGUUUCUCUGUGUCAAAAUGACUCAACCAGCAAUAACAAAGCUUGAUGUAUCCAUAUGUAAGGAGGAUGAAGACAGGCUGAAAGAUCAAGGCUAUCAGAUUGUUAAUGUUGAUCUCAAUGAAGGUACCAAAGCAGGUCAUAACCGUGUCUUUCUUUGGUACAGAAAAGAGUCUGGCGCAAAACCUGUGACCAGAAUCCAGUUUUCAUUUAAUAGUGAGAUGAAAACCGGUCUGGCUGCAGCCAAGUAUGAAGUAAUCAACAAGGAUCUGAAUUAUGGAGUUCCUGGAGAUCACAUUUUCCUUUGGUACUUCUGUGGUAACACUACCAGUGGGUAUGAUUUACCCAUUUUGAGCCUAGAAGUGACCAAAGAUGCAAGUGAAGAACCAGGGCUUCUGAAAGAUGGUUGGGAGAGAGUGGGCUGUAAUCUGAAUCGUAAUGCAGAAGGUAAUUUUAUCUACCUCUGGGUGAAAAGAGAAAGGGAAAGCUUCAUCUCUGAAAUCACAGCAACUGUUGACUACUUUGCUGACAAAACAUUUUUUGAGGCGGGAUACACUCGUGUGGAUGAAAACACCAACCGUGACACCACUGGAAACCCUGUUUUCCUCUGGUAUCGGCGCACAUUCUAUACGAACAUAGGUUUUACGGUUCUUGAUGUGUCUACCAACCCCUUGGAAGAGUCUAAUUUUCUGGCUAAAAACUUCAAAAAGAUUGGUGGGAAUCUUAAUACAGGAGCGGGUGGAAACAAUGUGUAUUUGUGGACCCUGAAUGAUCAGUGUACACCACAGAAGAUUAAAGCCAUUCAGAUUCUGACCAACGCUAAGGCUUGGGCGACAUAUCAGAACACUGGUGCCAUUAUUAUUGACAAAAAUUUGAAUGAAGGCACCACAGGUCGGAUUAUGUACUUAUCAUACAAGUGAAAAGAGCAAAAUACAUGCUGCCAUCAUGGUAUUAAUUUACCCUUAUACACAACCUGAUCUUUAAGGCAACAUAGCAACUAAAUAUAUUAGUGAUUAAACUUUACAAUCAAAUGAAUUAAACUGAAUAAUCUUAAAACAAUCUGUGAUUUAGAGAGCACUCUUUUCUACAUAUAUUAUGAUAAAUCUAACAUAUUCUGAUUUAUAAAACUUAAAUCUACUGUGACCGUGUUAAUACAGUAAGUUACAAUUAUUUGUAAUAGCAAUUUUAUGAUGAUUCAUUAUAAAAUAAAGUUAUGAAUUGAAUAA
Messenger RNA from Misgurnus anguillicaudatus (oriental weatherfish), 1346 nucleotides. NCBI's taxonomy places the organism in Eukaryota, Metazoa, Chordata, Actinopteri, Cypriniformes, Cobitidae. The record is from RefSeq and is a predicted model, not a curated record.